UUUUUAUAUGUCUUAUCAAAUAUUCAGGUAUAAUUUUGAGGCAGUUCAGGUUCUAAAAUUGUAGAACCGUUGAUUGAUGAUCUUUAAUGGAAGCUCAAACGUUUAUAUUUCUCCUGGUCAUCUAAAUUUGAAUUUGUAUAAAUUUCGUGUUAGAAAGAUUUUAAUGUCUCUUUAUAGAAUUGAUCGGUAUGGUUACUUUAGUUCCUUUCGCGAAUCUCUUUGAAUAUUUUCGUUCAUGCUAUCUUGUGGGUUAUACUAUUGGCUAUUCAUUUAUGCGAAUAACUCUCUUGGGGAACUCUCUAAGAGCGAUAUAUUCUGCAUACAUUGAGACGAUUGUUAUAUCUAGAGACUGUGUAUUGUUUUUUGGUCGAAGAACUCAUCGUUCUCAUCUCAUCGACAUUAUUCACAGUUGCCUCUCCUGACCCUAUUUCUCUCUGAAUUUUUCUCUCAACCAACCAAGAGCCCCAUUUUUUAAUGUUAUCUCACACAAUCUAUAGCUCCCGGAGCUUUGUUGAUGGUCCAGCCCAUAAUAUCUCAUGUUGUUCACAUCGCAGUCUUUCAAAGGUGGCACAGUCUUUGUGUUCUGUACUAGUACUAGUUUCUAAAUAGACAAAAAUAUCUACAUUCUCUACAACCUCAACCUGUCAUAGAGAGAAGAACAAAACGAAAAGAAGUUAUCGAGUUAUAUAUCAGUUAUCGGGUUUUAUAAUAUGCUACUUAAGACAGGUCAUCGUGAAAGUUAAAAAAAUGAUUUCAGUGUCACAUCUUGCUUAAAGAACCAUUAUCUAACUGAGUGAGCUUUUAAGUUAUGUUUGUUUUGAAUACUUUAUCCGAACUAAUAUUCCACUAGAACCUUUGAUCUACCUACAUUCUCUCGUGUCAAUGACCGUGAAUGUGUACAUUCCGAUAUUUUACAUAACAUAACAGAUUGUGAAUACUGACAACUUUGCACUACACUCCAGCCUAUAUUUAAGUGAUUACAAAAGGGUGUGUGGCCGACAACAUUUACAACCAUUAGUGAUCAUUAAAGAAUUGUACUCCCUUUUUGCCGCUUAAGCAAUAACAAAAUUCUCGUAUUUCAAAGUGGAAACAAAUGUUUUCAACAACAACAAAAACAAAAAAUUCGCCUGCGCACCUUAAUCAAUAAAUCAUAGAGGCGCAAAUCUUGUAGCUAAACACUAACUGGGCAACUACUGUGAAACCUCAAGUAACAUAGACAAAGAGGAGGGCAAAGAACGGCGCAAAAGAGGCAACGCAAUUACUUAAUUACAAAGUGUAGGUACACGCGUAACAUCAAGCGGCAACAGAAACCAGCAUUUACAAGCCGAGUUCAAGAUAGACACUCACACACACAUGCCUACAUUGAAAUCAACGGCGAAAUCCGCACUCUGUGCACUAUUUUUAACUAAUGGUCUUUGUUGGGGCUAGCGCAAAAGAACCGCCAACCGACGUCGUAGCGGCAAGCUAACAAAUCGCUUUCAAUCAUAAUUUCCAGAAAAUUACAACAGUUCAUGAAUGUAAACAGCAAACAAAUAGCAAAAAAGCAGAAAAAGCAGAAAAAGCUUAAAAAGCGCUGACAAUAAUAAAGCAACAACUAUCUACAUACAAACAUACUUGAGCCACUUCACAGAUUAAAGCAGAUCAUAGUGAUCAAGCUGAACGCUUAAAGCACAAACGAUCAUUUGGUUUGACUGCAACAUUUUGCUUGCAACAUGUUGCCAGACACAUGUGUAAUCAAACUCAGUUACGAAAAGAAAUGCGAUGAAAUGAAACGGAAAUGAAAUUCGUGCAAGAAAGCGCCAAACUUGGUUAAACGCCGUUGGAGUGCCCAAAGAAAAGCGGACAGAGAGCGCAUGAGUGAGUGAGUGCUCGUGUAAGAUCACCGGCUCCACUCCGGUCGACUGUGUUGCUUUGGCUCCCAUUCACCGGCUCAACGUGAGUUGGCUUCAGUUUGAGUAAAAACGUGCCGGCGUGCGGUAACACCUGUCGGUUUGUGUCGCUAAUGCGUUGUUAAACAAAAUAUUGUUAAAUUGUUAUUACCGGUUAAAGUGUCUUAUCGCGAGUGAAGGCCCAUAGCGGCUUUUGAUUGUGCUGGCAUUCAAGUUGAAUGUUUGCUGAAGCAUCACUUCAAUAGACAGUUUAUUAUUGGAGAAAAAAUAAAUAAAAAUAAAGUGGAAUAAAAAAUACAAACAAAUAAAUAGCCGAAUCUUAUAAAAGGUUCUAUACAAAAGCAACUCAACAAAACUUCGUCAUACUUAAUAAAAAUAUGUGUGGAAAUUGUUUUGAAGCCGAAAAAGUGCAACAAAAAUACUAUAACAUAAACAGUGACUUGUGAAAAAUUGCUACGACUGCAACAACAACAACAAAUAAAAAAUAAAUAAGUAUAAAAUCAAACCUCCGCAUUAAAUUCUUCGACAACAACUACAUCUGCGAGGGAUUAAAACAAUUCCAGCAUAUAAAAGGCAAUAAUAACAAUACAGCCGAACAGCAACAACAAACAACAAUAAUAACAACGACAACACGGAAAUAAUACAAAGUGAUGUGAUUGUAACGCGCCAAAAAGCAAGCGAUACAAGUCAAACAUAGAACAACAAAAAAGCAAAAACAACAACAAGACAACACAACGAUUCUGCAAGCAACUUGUGGCAGCCACAUAUUGUUGUUGUAUGCGUUGUACGCGCUUGACGCUUGCAGACAAGCUGUAUGCAUUCCCCAUUUUGGCAAAGUGUUAAAGGUGCAACACACCGAAAAGAGUUUACAAAAAAUCAAUGAAUGAACCAACAGUGACAAUAAACAGAAGCAGCAGCAGGACAAAGGCGCAUAAAUACAACGAUAUAAUUAUACGAAAAACAAAGCAGGCAACUGGGCAACAACAAGAAAGUCGAAAUGUAAAAAGUACAAAAUAAAGAAAUAAACACAAAAUAACAACAAGAAGAGAAGAGGACGAUAACUUUACUUGUUUGAAAAUGAAAAGAAAAACAUAAAAGUUGGCAAGAACUAAAAACUAAAGCUUUAAGACAACAAAUAAAAGAAAAAAGUUAAAAUAACAAAACAACAACUAAAACAAAGUCAGCUAAAGAAGCGCAGAGAAAAAACUUGCAACAGUAAUUGCUGAUAUACCUGCAACACAACCAAAUUACUAUAGCAACAAGCAACAACAGCAAUAAAAAUCAGCAAUAACAACACCAACAAGUACCUACAUACACACACGAGCGCACUGAGCACCCUGCAUAGACAACAUGGAGAACAUGUCAUCAUCAAUUGAACCGGUGCCGGUGGUGCCGCGCACCGCCAAUUUGCUGGCAUGCAAACAAUGGUGGCGCGUCUGCUUCUUAUAUGGCGACCAGCAGAAGUACUACCGCCAAGUCUACAGCAAAGCGGCGGCGCAACGGUUGGCGCUCUCCACUGGCGGCACGCUAACCACCGGUGGCUUUCCAACGGACAACGACAACGAUAAUGACAACGAAAAUGAGACGCACAGUGGCAAGGACAGCGGCUGUAGUGGCAGCAUGCAGACCGCGGACUAUGAUACGGUGGCUGGCGAUUUUAUCGAAACGCAAUUAGACGACGCAGAUGCUAACGAAAUAACAGCAACAACAACAUCAAUUACAGAUACUACCUUAGCAGAUGCGAUCAACAGCAGCGAUAUGGUUAAAAACCAUAAUCAGGAGUUGAACAAACUGACAGCCACCAAGAAGAAGAAGAAACAGAAGGCUAAAGAAGGUGACGAGCAAGCGCCAGCAGUGGCACUCUUUCCUUCCAAAUAUCAGACAACGAAUGUCAAUGCGACCGAGUCACCAGCAACGAAUACGCUCUUCAAUACAACUAGCCGAGGAAAAAAGUUGCUGCGCUCGCUGCGUGUGCACGUCGGGAAGAGUCGGCAUAAAGGGGCGUCGGACACGCACGAACAGCCCGAAAGCGAAGCCACUAAAGGUAAUGCCAAAGUCACUGUGCUCGACGACCCAUUCCUUUUCGGCAUUGACGCCGAUCAUUUGGGUGAUUUGGUGCGCGGCAAGCAAUAUGCGCCAAACACCACCGAACACAUUUCCAAAUAUUAUAAUACUUAUCUGGAACAAGAGCAGCUCGCGUUGGAUGCGCAUGGCGAUGCGCAGUUGGAUUUCGGUCAACAUUUGUCUACUGGUCCCUCAACACCCGUGCAAUACGGUUCCAUGUCGCAUGAGCCGGACGCGGAGCCAAAGCCGGCGUUGCCACCGAAAAAGAAGAAGCAGAGUAAUUAUGAGUCUCUAAGUGGUUUAAUGAAUGGUGGUGGUCUCGUUGAUGGGGGCACCUCCGAACUGCAGUUGAAUGAGAGUGAUUUGCAAUUUUUGAAUUUGAAUAUGCGCAAUCGCAGUUUGCCGCGCAGCAUGAAACCGUUCAAGGAUGUGCCGACCGACAUUAGUUUCACAUUCACGGAGGCGAAUGGUGAUGCUGCGUCACCACCACGUGCAGCGCCGUUGCAGAAGAGCGCCACCUGUGAGCGUGAUAUGAAUUUGGUUGCGCAUUUGAAGCGAGAGGAGAGCGAUGAGCCCAUCAGCCGCACGCCGCUCACACAGGUCUCCUAUCUGCAGAAGAUACCGACACUGCCGCGUCACUUCUCGCCCAGCGCAGCAGUCGCAGCCGGUGCCGGUGGAAGUGGCAGCUUAGGAGGCAUUGGUGGACCAGGUGCACCAUCAGCACUACUCGCGGGCAGCGUAUUGCCCAGCAGCUCGUCGGCGAGCGCUUUAUAUAGUCCGAAUGCGACCGGUUUGCCGACAUCACCGCUGCCGUUGCAGCGUCAGUUUCAUCACGCGCCACCACCGCAACAUGCUCAGCAGCCACAACAACUGCAACAUCAACCGCCAUUGCCGCCACUACAUCCUCAUCAAUUGCAUCCACAACAAUAUUUGCCACCACAUCACCAGCUGCCACCGCCGGCGCCGCCGCAUGCCGCUACCUCCACCGUCGGUCUGCUGGCGCAUCAUCAGCCACAACAGUAUUCGCCGGCGCAUUCGGCGCACUCCUCAUCCUCCAAGUACUCCAGCUCAUCGCUGAAGCAUCAACACCAACAACAGCAACAACAACAACAUGGCAUGCCACCUCAACAUGCGCCACACCAGCUGUCGCCGGCGAUUUCAUCACCUUCACCGCCCUCACUGCUACAUCAUCCAUCGUCAGCACAUGCGCCCUUCGCGUUGGUCGGUCAUCAGCAGCUCGACAUGCAGCGGCAUUCGCACUCCGAUGAUGACAGCGGUUGCGCGCUGGAGGAGUACACUUGGGUGCCGCCCGGUCUGCGACCCGAUCAGGUACGCUUGUAUUUCUCCCAAAUACCCGAUGAUAAAGUGCCAUAUGUGAACAGUCCGGGUGAACAAUAUCGAGUGCGACAAUUGUUGCAUCAACUUCCGCCGCAUGAUAAUGAGGUUCGUUACUGUCACUCAUUGACGGAUGAGGAACGCAAGGAACUUCGCCUAUUCUCCACACAGCGCAAACGUGACGCUCUCGGACGUGGCAAUGUCAGGCAGCUGAUGAGUGCGCGCCCCUGUGAUGGUUGUGACGAAUUGAUUUCCACCAGCGACAUCGCAGUGUUCGCUACACGCCUGGGUCCGAAUGCCUCUUGGCAUGCCGGUUGCUUCAUUUGUUGCAUUUGCCAUGAGCUGCUAGUCGAUCUCAUUUACUUUCAUCGCGAUGGCCGCCUGUAUUGUGGACGUCAUCAUGCGGAGACAUUGAAGCCGCGCUGCUCAGCCUGUGAUGAGAUAAUCCUUGCCGAUGAAUGCACCGAGGCGGAAGGACGUGCCUGGCAUAUGAACCACUUCGCGUGUCAGGAGUGCGAGAAGCAGCUGGGCGGUCAACGUUACAUAAUGCGCGAGGGCAAACCGUAUUGUCUGCUCUGCUUCGACGCGAUGUUCGCCGAGUACUGUGACUACUGCGGCGAGUCCAUUGGUGUGGAUCAGGGUCAAAUGAGCCACGACGGCCAGCAUUGGCAUGCGACGGACGAAUGUUUCUCUUGCAACACAUGUCGUUGUUCGCUGUUGGGGCGCGCCUUCUUGCCGCGUCGCGGUUGCAUUUACUGUUCGAUUGCCUGCAGUAAAGGUGAACCGCCCACACCAUCGGAUAGUUCGGGUACUGGCAUGUACACCACACCGACACCGCCGACCCAACGUGUGCGGCCGCAGACGCGCAUACCCAGCAGUCAUGCAUCGAGUUCACCGCCAAUGUCACCAAUGCAACAACAGCAGCACCAACAGAGCUUCAAUCAGGCGAUGUAUCAGUUACAGAGCCAACAGAUAGCGGCGGGUAUAGUUUGUGCGGGCACGAGUGGUAGCUUAAACCCCAGCGGUGUGGAUGUUAGUGGUGAUAGAGUGGGCGACAGUACUGCGGCGGCCAGCGGUGCAGGUGACGUGACGCUUAGAGAUCCAACGAAACAGAGCUACCCCACAUCAGAUUCUGACGGCGGUGUAGUCAAGGAUAUGGAGCUUGCGAUUGGCAGCCGCAGCGCUGGUGACUUUACAGAUUUUUCAGGCGGCGCGCCAUCAUCGUCCUCACAGAAUCUGUCACCAAUGCUUUCACCCGGCGAAUACACACAUUUGAUGCCGCAACCGAUGGAGCUGAAGUCUGAGGCAGCUUACAAUUUCAACGAAAUGUCACUCAACUUAGACGCCGCUUGGCCUAGUAAGCCGCCACACACUGGUUCACAUACAUACAACCUACCGCGUCAUAUGCAACAUGUCUCGAAAAUGGAGAGCUCUAUGACCUCAAGUAUGCCUGAACUGACUGGCCGACCGUCCACACAGGGGCCGCAAGCUGGCGCACACACUACCUCGCAGCAAUUCGCUCAAGAUUAUGGUGAUCCGAUCACUUCACCACUACCCUCCGAUAUCGGUGAGCUACCCACACCCAAUUUGUCAGUGGCGUCGACUGCGCUGCCGCCCGAACUGAUGGGCUCACCCACGGCAUCAGGCGGUGAGCGCUCAAUUACCUCGCCACAAUCAACGCAAUCCGGUCAGCCGCCCAUACAUCCAGUAUCCAUACUCAGCGGCGCAUCAUCAUCUUCACCGAUGAGCGGCGCGACAGGAGAAGUUAAAAAGAAGGGUGUACGCUUUGAAGGUUUACCACCAGAAAAUCUUCCGCGCUCACGCAGCUACUCCGGCAAUGGCGCGGGCACUGGUGGACGUGACCGUGAUCGGGACCGCGACCGCGACCGAGACCGAGAUCGCGAUCGUGAUUGCAGCAGGAGCAAAGACUGCUGCAGCAGUGAGCGUUCUUCUGGCGGUCAUCAUUCUUCUCGACGCAGACGUCGUCGCAAAUCAUCGGGUCAUCGCAGCAACGGUUAUCGUUCGCAUUCCACAACGCGUGCCGACACCUACGUGACAGCACAACCGCUGUCCUCCUCCUACCAAGGUCCACCAUCGGUGCUGCAACGCGCCUCUAGCACAAACAGCGCAUCUGCAACACUGCCUAACACACACUGUGGUGACGAAGAAUCCGAUGACGCCUCGAGUGUUUGCUCAACUUGCUCGUCAUCUUCGUCCUCCUCCGAAGACUAUAUGAUGUAUCAAUUGCCGCAGCGGCGACAUUAUGGCGGUGUGCGCGUCAGCUAUGUUCCCAACGAUGCGCUCGCCUACGAUCGCAAACGGAAACCGGCGGAUAUGAGUGACAAGGACAAGAACUGUGUUAUUUCGUGAUGUGUUGUUGUAACGUUGUUGUCGUGCGUGUGAAGUGAAGUGACGCGCGUACGCACGCGGUUGAGCGGCUUCAACAGCCAUUAAGAGUUGUCAGUCAGCGAAGAAGUGGAAAUGGGCGUCAGCGCCGCUGGCUACCAAAAGCCUACGAGAUUCAAACAAAAACAAAAAGUACAACAAAAUUUAAAUAUAAAACGUAAUUAAAAAGAAGCAACAAUUAUUUAAAAUUAUAGAUAUAUUUUUAUGGCUUCCAGUCACACACUAAAGCAAAGCGACGGCGGCGGGUAUCAAAGCGUUGGCAUUUACCAUCUGACAUAAUUAAUGAAUUAAAUAUUGCUGUAGUGAUGAGUUGGAAGAGGAAAUUAAAGUGUAAUUGAAAAAAAAUUAAUUAACAUGAGCUGGUGCUGAAGUAGUGAAGCUAUUAACAUUUCAUACGUUGAUAUAUAAAGAAAUAAAUUAAUUGGGAAAAAUAAUUUAAAAUUUAUUAAAAUCUUUUAAAUUUCGAUUAAAUUAUUUAAAUUAUCAAAAUUGUUUUUAAUUAAUUUGAUU
Molecule: messenger RNA, 8204 nt
Organism: Zeugodacus cucurbitae (melon fly)
Lineage: Eukaryota; Metazoa; Arthropoda; Insecta; Diptera; Tephritidae
Gene: pk
Product: protein prickle
Exons: 8
Coding region: 3240-7658 (1472 amino acids)
Molecular function (GO): zinc ion binding
Source: RefSeq, a predicted model, not a curated record